AUGGCUCCAGGCGCGAUACUAGACCCGUCUAUCGAUGGUGCAAGUUCCCUUCCAGCGGCUGACAACAAUAUUCUUCGAACCAUCGACCCUCAUUUCUUAAUAGAAGAGCAUCCCAUUGAUGAACAUCAAAGUGUCCGAGCUAUCGUUGUGGGUGCCGGCAUUUCUGGCAUCACCGCUGCCAUUCUACUUCCCGCGAAGGUUCCCAACCUAGAUCUCAUAAUCUACGAGAGAAACGACGAUCUUGGAGGCGUCUGGCAUACCAACAUCUACCCUGGUGUUCGGUGCGAUGUACCCGCUCACGCUUACCAGGCUACGUUUGCUCCAUCGACAGAUUGGACCGAGGCGUAUGCCACCGGCUCUGAGAUCCAAUCUUACUGGCAAGAUAUUGCGGACAAGUACGACGUGCGCAAGUAUAUCCGCUUCAGGCAUAGCGUCACAUCUGCGGAAUGGUCUGAGGAAAAGGCCAGAUGGAUCGUCACAAUUCAAACAGACGAUGGUGUAGUCACUGACGAAGCCAACUUCUUGAUUACUGCCACGGGCCACUUCAGCGACCCAAAGCUUCCUCAGUAUCCAGGGAUCGACAAGUUUGAGGGCCACCUACGACAUACCUCGAAUUGGGACCCUGAGUUCGACCCAAAAGGAAAGCGGAUCGCAGUCAUUGGAAAUGGCGCUUCCGGACUACAAGUGCUCCCGCAACUACAAAAAAUCGCUGCAAGAGUUGAUCAUUAUGCCCGCAACAAAACAUGGGUUGCAGCACCAAUCGGAGGAGAAGACUUGGCAGACUUUGUUGCAGAAAACAUCGAAGACGCGCGGGCAGACCCCGAAAAGUAUCUCAAAUUCCGUAAAGCUCUGGAGGCAAAGCUUUUCAGCCGCUUCGGCGGAAUCUUCAAAGACGGACCUCAGAAUGCAGCGGCCGAAGAUUACAUCAAAGAGCUUAUGAGAGUACGACUGGGGGCGAAUUCCAAGCUUGCUGACGAGAUUUUACCUGAAUUCCCAGUAGGCUGUCGUCGGCUGACACCUGGACCGGGCUAUCUCGAGGCGCUGACUGCGGAAAAUGUCAACUACAUCACCGACCGGAUCUCAGAGUUCACUGAAACCGGCAUUCGGACUGUGGAUGACACUCUUCGCGAAGUUGACGCAGUCAUAUGCAGUACAGGUCACGACAUUACAUUCAGUACGCAGUUCCCUGUCGUUUACAAAGGACUUGAUCUCCAGAGGGCUUGGAGACCUGGCGGCAAACCAGGAUUCCCUGACACUUACUUGGGAAUGCUUGCUCCCGAGGUUCCGAACUUCAUCACUGUACUUGGACCAAACGCCACAGGACCAGCCGGAACGCUGUGUCAUGCGGUAGAGAACCAGCUCACAUACGUUGCCAAGAUACUUCGCAAAUUUGCGACCCAAGGCCUGCGGACCAUAGCUCCGACAACAGCUGCAACUCGUGAUUUCCGAGCCUACACUGAAGCCUUCUUCCCGCGGACUGUCAUGAGCGAGCACUGCAGCUCGUGGUACAAUGGUGGGAUCAAGGGCGGGAGAAUCCAUGGCCUCUGGCCCGGCAGUGCUGCUCAUGUUGAUCUGGUUAGAAAGGAUCCGAGGUGGGAGGACUUUGAGUACACCUAUCAGAACCCCCAGGGAAACAGGUUUGGGUGGCUGGGGAAUGGCUGGACCAAGAAGGAUGUUGCGGCUGCUCACGGCGACGCUGGGGUGGAACUAGAUCUUACUCCUUGGUUGGAGAAAGGCGCUUUAAGUGGUGAUAUUGACCUUAGAAGCUACCAUGAGAAAUGGUGGGUGAGCUAG
Messenger RNA from Colletotrichum abscissum, 1794 nucleotides. RefSeq lists its product as uncharacterized. Lineage: Eukaryota; Fungi; Ascomycota; Sordariomycetes; Glomerellales; Glomerellaceae. Gene Ontology annotation, molecular function: flavin adenine dinucleotide binding; N,N-dimethylaniline monooxygenase activity; NADP binding. The record is from RefSeq and is a predicted model, not a curated record. The coding region runs from base 1 to 1794 and encodes 597 amino acids. The transcript is spliced from 3 exons.